GCCCUCACAUUGUUUCCGGCAGCUAGCAGUGGUCCUUAUUCUUGCUCAAAGUUUGCUGUCCAGGCUUAUUGUAUGGUUAUUAGGCAUGAACUGCAACCAUAUGGGGUGAAUGUGAUAGAGAUUAUGCCGGGAUCCUUUGAAACCGAAAUUACUAAUAUCCAGAAAAUGAGGGAAUCAACUGAUACGGUGUGGUACCGAGCAUCUAAUGAAAUGCGUGAUGAGUAUGGACACGAUUAUAGCGACAAAGUGAAAGCAUAUACAACAGAUAUUCAACGAAAGAUAGUAGCAAAGGACCCAACAUGGGUUAUCGAUGCUUAUUACGAAGCAAUCGUUGCGAAACGGCCAAAACUUUUGUACCGAGUUGGCUGGGAUGCCUUAUUUCUGUAA
Loa loa (African eye worm) is the source of this 387-nucleotide messenger RNA. RefSeq lists its product as hypothetical. The record is from RefSeq and is a predicted model, not a curated record. Bases 73 to 387 code for a protein of 104 amino acids. The transcript is spliced from 3 exons. Lineage: Eukaryota; Metazoa; Nematoda; Chromadorea; Rhabditida; Onchocercidae.